AGCUUUGGCCUUUCAGAAACUGCUCAGGCAAGAGAGUGCCAACAAUAUUCUAAGUUAUACUCUUAUUGUUGGUAUCUCUUCAUAUUGAAUAAUACACAAAUCUAUAUUGUAGAUUAGAUAAUAAUAUAAAUGUCUAACGGUGACCAUGAAAGGAAGAAGAAGAUCGCCGUUAUUUCGGUAUCUGGGAUCCUUCUAGUGGCUAUGGUGGCGGCCGUGGGCGUCGGUUUAUCUGGCACCGGCGAGGAAGCCUACGAUGCGGUCGCGUCCGCGGAGGAUGACGGUGGUGAGAAGAAACAGAUUUCGGCGAGUCAAAAGGACGUGGAAAUGCUUUGCAGCUCAGCCCAAUACAAAGAAACCUGCAAGCACAGCCUCGCAAAAGCAAACAACGGCACCACCGACGUUAAAGAACUCAUCAAAACGGCGUUCCACGCCGCCGCCAAGGAGUUCAAGAAGUUCAUCGACAAUUCCACCCUCUUCGACGAGCUGGCCAAGGACAACAUGACCAAACAGGCUAUGGAGAUCUGCCACGAGGUGCUGGACUACGCCAUAGACGACGUAAAGAACUCGAUCAAUAGCGUGGAACAGUUCGAUAUAAGCAAGCUAAGCGACUACGCCUAUGACGUUAAGGUGUGGCUCGGAGGCACCAUUUCCCACCAACGCACCUGCUUGGACGGCUUCGAGAACACCACCACUCACGCAGCCGAGACCAUGGCCAAUGUGUUGAACACCUCCCUGGAGCUCAGCAUGAACGCUUUGGACAUUAUUUCUGGCCUCUCCGAUGUGGCCGAAGCCUUCGGAUUGGCCGGCCUCGGUGGCCAGCAAGAUCAUGGCACUAACAACACCUCCAGUCGGAAGCUUCUCGAGAGUUUGCCGUCCUGGGUAGGUGAUAGCCAACACCGUCAUCUCCUCGCCGCGGCAGCUGCCGGUGCUUCCAACGUCAAGCCCAAUGCUGUUGUGGCUCAAGAUGGAUCCGGGCAGUUCAAAACACUAACAGACGCUAUUAAUUCUGUUCCAAAGAAUAAUAAGAAACCCUAUGUGAUUUACGUGAAGGCCGGCAUAUAUAAGGAGAUUGUGAAGAUUCCCAAGCAAUCCAGCUAUAUCACUAUCGUCGGAGAUGGUCCCACCCUCACCAGAUUCACCGGCGGUCUCAACUUUGCCGACGGCGUCCAGACUUACAACACCGCAACAUUCGGCGUGAAUGCUCCUUACUUCACGGCCAUGCACGUAGGGUUUGAGAACUCCGCCGGAGCAAUUAAGCAUCAAGCCGUGGCGCUCCGAGUGACAGCAGAUAAAGCUGUCUUCUACAACUGCCACAUGGACGGAUACCAAGACACCCUCUACGCGCAGUCUCACCGCCAGUUCUACCGAGACUGCGUCAUCUCCGGCACAAUCGACUUCAUCUUUGGCGACGCCGACAUGGUCUUCCAGAACUGCACGCUGGUCGUGAGGCCACCUUUAAGCAACCAGAACUGCAUCGUCUCAGCCAGUGGCCGCAACGUGAUCAACAGCCCCAGUGCCAUGGUGUUCCAGAGCUGCCGCUUCACUGCCGACACGCUCUACCUCUCCGAUCCGGCGAAGAAGCCGGCAUACCUAGGACGACCGUGGAGGGCAUACGCCAAGGUGGUGAUCAUGGAUUCUGAGAUCGACGGAAUCUUCGCUCCCGAAGGUUACUUGUCGUGGAUGGGAAGCAUCUAUCACUUGACCAGCAUCUUCAAUGAGUAUAACAACAAGGGUCCCGGCGCCGAUACCUCUCAUAGAGUGAAAUGGCCCGGUGUAAAGGUGAUCACUGCUUCACAAGCUGCAAAUUUCUAUCCUCGCAAGUUCUUUGAAUUUCGCAAUGCAACAACAGCUGAAGACGAUUCCUGGAUCUCCGCGUCCGGGAUUCCGUAUUCCGUUGGCCCCAUGGCCGUUCCUAAUUGAUCAUUGAUCAAUUUAAUUAAUCACGCUUCACCUUAUUGUCAAAGCAUAUGAUUAAUAUAUGUAUUCAUCUUAUAUAUAUGUGUGUAGGAGGUAAGUAGGCGUUGGAGUCAUAUCCGUUCUGUUCUGAUAUCCAAUUCGAUCGACUAGUGGUGCACUAGCUCCUUGGUUAAAUUAUCUUGAGUUCAUUUUGUUGGAUGUUUUGUAUGGCUUGAUUAUCUCAAAAUGAAUUAUUUCGGCAACCUGCAAA
Prosopis cineraria is the source of this 2167-nucleotide messenger RNA. RefSeq names its product pectinesterase/pectinesterase inhibitor-like. Gene Ontology annotation, biological process: cell wall modification. The coding region runs from base 130 to 1920 and encodes 596 amino acids. The record is from RefSeq and is a predicted model, not a curated record. NCBI's taxonomy places the organism in Eukaryota, Viridiplantae, Streptophyta, Magnoliopsida, Fabales, Fabaceae. Gene Ontology annotation, molecular function: pectinesterase activity; pectinesterase inhibitor activity. The transcript has 3 exons.